AUGGAACCCGAUAAAAUUGGCGAAGUUUUUGUCACCUAUUUCGUUGCUUUCACCACAGUCUUCACUUUUCCAAUCUAUUUGUAUACCUAUCGGGUCAAUGAGAAGAACGACAAAAAAUUGCCGAUUUUUCCGUUCGUCCAACAAUUUUUCUAUAUCGCUUUGAUUAUUGAGAUCACUUUCACGCUCAAUUAUAUUCUUUUGGUUGUCAGAAAAAUUAUAGAAAUUAUUGGGUGAGUUAGAGGAAGUUGUGGGGAGAUGGAGCCUGAAAAAAUUUCGGAAUUCGGAGAGCAAAAAUCGGAAGUUCUGGUUUUGAUUUCAAUGAACGUUGAGCACUUCCCGAUUGGAAAUGUCAAACUGAAACCAUUUUGAAAUAAAAUUCGCGUGGCACAUAAUUUUUUCAAGUCGCGAAAAGCAAAUCCACAGACAUUUUUCAAAAAUGUUUUCACGCAAAUCGUGUGAUUUUCAGCUACGAUGUUUCAACAAUAACCUCAAUCAGCGAUUUUUUUCUCAUAAUACAUCACGGUGAAAUGCGAAUCCUUCCCGCCAGUCUCUCACUUCUCAUGUUUUUCCUCUCAAUCCAGCGAUUUGUCAUAUUUUUCAUUAUAAAAUAUGUGACAGUAAAACGAUCAAAAAUUUUGAAACUAGCCUAUUUCAUUUAUUUUUUUGUGAUCGGCACGAAUAUUUGUUGGGAAGGUGAGUUGAAAAAUUUAGAAAAAAAAAUUGGUGGAAAAUUGAAAUUUCAGCGGUCUGUCGUUUGGUGAAAUCAUUGGGCACAGAUUUUUUAUUUUGCAAUAAAUUUAUUUCGGGGAAUUUGGUGAGUAAAAACUUUUCUAGAUUCCAGAAAAGCUCGGUGAUUUUCCAGUUCACAUUCUACCUCUCCUACCUAGGAAUCACAAUCGCAAUGCUAGUUUAUAUCUCAAUUUCAAUAAGUGUUCGAAACAUUCAAAACAACCACGAUAACUCAAGAAAUCGAAUACAACAUUCUGCUUAUAUCAUCUCUCAGACAAUUCUAGUUCUAAUUAUCAAAACCGUACUUCUCAUCACCAUCAUUUAUCCCAUAGAUUUUGAAAAAUAUUAUCCGAACUAUCAAAUUAUACUGGAAUACGCGUUUACACCGAUCUUUAUUCAUUUUUCCUAUAUUUUCACAUCUCGAAAGAAUUAUCAGAUUGCCAAGGGAUUUCGAUUUUCAAAGAGUUGUUUUAGGAUUAUGUUUGGGUAUAAGAAGAAUCAGGUUUAUACUAACCAAUAUAGUUAA
Caenorhabditis angaria is the source of this 1255-nucleotide messenger RNA. NCBI's taxonomy places the organism in Eukaryota, Metazoa, Nematoda, Chromadorea, Rhabditida, Rhabditidae. The record is from the annotation of a GenBank genome assembly.